This is a messenger RNA of Numida meleagris (helmeted guineafowl), 2844 nucleotides long. RefSeq names its product melanoregulin (gene MREG). The transcript has 5 exons. Gene Ontology annotation, cellular component: melanosome. The record is from RefSeq and is a predicted model, not a curated record. NCBI's taxonomy places the organism in Eukaryota, Metazoa, Chordata, Aves, Galliformes, Numididae. Gene Ontology annotation, biological process: melanocyte differentiation; melanosome transport. Bases 1143 to 1769 code for a protein of 208 amino acids.
GGGUAUUUGCAGCAGCGUGCAGAAGCUGGCAAUAUUGAGUAAUAUUGCACUUACUUUUGGAGGCGGUGAUUUGCUUUUAAGACCCCAGAGAGGCUUUGGCUCCUGGGAGGCUUUCUCUUGUUUAUGUCAUAGAAUCAUUCAGGUUGGAAAAGACCCCUAAGAUCCCCAAGUCCAACCCCAGCCCACCCCACCAUGCCCACUGACCACAUCCCUCAGUGCCACAUCCCCACGGUUCUUCAACACCUCCAGGGACGGGGACCCCACCACUCCCUGGGCAGCCUGUGCCACUGCUCUGGUGGCAAGGGAACAAUGUUUAUCAUCACAGUGAGGAAUAAAGGGACAUGAAAACGCUCAGGGUUUCUGCAAGGCUCCUUCUGCACCCACAGGGCUCUGGGGCCGAAUGACUAAUUGCUGCAGCAGUGUGUGGGAUGAAGGCUUCAGGCAGGGAAGGGAGAAGGCCACACGUGAGCUGGUGGGAGCUGCUCGCACCCCGGGCUGUGUGACGCUUGUGAUCCCCCAAACUGGUGCCAAUGUAUAAACAAGGCAGUGGCCCAGCAGAUCCAAGGGGAGGGCCAUCGCCUGCUGCUGAUUUCUGAGCACUCAUAAUUGUAGGCAAUGGGGGAAAACACCCCAGGAGCACUGAGGCCGGGUGGGAUGGUGGAGACGUGCACAGCAAGCAGCACAAAGCCAUCGGUCCCUGCGCAUGACGAGCUCCCAGCACUGGAAACCAGACCGUGGCCAAUCCCCUCUGGCCCCAGUGCCCAUGGGAAAUAACCUCGGGGGCUCCCCAGGGCUGGGCACAGGCCCCCAACCCAAACAUGUCCCCGUAGCGGUAUGGCACCGCUGCUGUGCCGUGCAGAUGCACAGCUUCGCUCCCCAGCGCUCUCGAGCAUCCGAGUGGCCAUAAUUCCCCGGAAGGGGAUGGUAAUGAAUCAGCGUCGCCCCGGAACGAAGAAGAGGGGGAGAAAAAUGAGCGUGCCCUGCCUUCCUCUACCCGUGCCCUGCGUGCUCACGCUGCGCGGGGCCCCAGAGGGAAAGUGCAAUGCCCCGCGGCGGCUGAAGGCACGGGGAAGCUGGGGGGGAGCUGUGGGGGGAGCCGGGGAGGCACACAGGGACUGGCAGAGCCCCGUGCUGCUGCGCCCAUGGGGCUGGGGGCCUGGCUACGCUCACUUGGCGGCUGCUGCCGCUGCUGCGGUGGGGAGGCGGCAGCCCCUGAGAAGGAGCCACUGCUCAGCAACAACAACCCAUAUGCUUCCUUCGGGGCCACACUGGCACGGGAUGAGGAGCAGAACCUGUGGAGCACCCCUCAUGACGUGACCCACACGGAGGCGGAUGACGACCGGGUGCUGUACAACAUGAUCGUAGGCCGGAGCCAGCUGGACCAGGACUCUGAGGAAUGGCAAAAGCUCAACUAUGAUAUUUAUACCUUACGGCAAACACGGAAAGAAGUAAGAAGCAGAUGGAAGCACAUUUUGGAGGAUUUAGGUUUCCAGAAGGAAGCAGACUCCCUCUUGUCAGUGACCAAACUUAGCAUUGUCAGUGACUCUCAGAACAUGAGCAAAGCCCGGGACAUCUUGCUAAAGCUCUCCGAAGAGACGAACAUCUUCCCAACCAGCUGGGAGCUGUCUGAGCGUUACCUCUUUGUGGUGGACCGGCUGAUAGCUCUGGAUGCUGCGGAUGAGUUCUUCAAGCUGGCCAGCGUGGUGUACCCGAAAAGAGCCAGCAUGGAAAGAGUGGAUGAGAAGCACACCCCUGCCACGACACCCUGAGGAGCAUGGGGACACUGGGUUUCCUUCCCUUGGGACCAGGCUCCUGUGCCAAGGGGCUGAAGCACGAGUAGUGCUGUUCCUUGUCUCCCUGCCCAGAAGUGAGCGGGCCAGCGAUGCCCCAUGGGGAGGGCACGGGAAGGGGCUGGUGGCUACCAGUCCCGAGGGCUCCCAGCAGAUGGGAGCGAGAACUGCUGUAGCGUAGCCCUGGUGGGAGUCCACCAGCUGUGUAGGUUAUGCAAAUAGGCACAGGGGAACCACUGCACCAGUAGCUGCAAACAAUGUCCCUAAUGACAGCGCUGUGAGGACAUCCACUUUGCCACCUCCCAUGGGACCUGCACCUCCCUCAGCCCUCGUAGCCAGGAAGGAAAAAUACCUUGCUCACCUGCAACCUUGUGACACUGUCCUGUGCACUGGUCCCCUUCUUUGUCCCCAGUGGGUUGGUCCAGCAGGUCAGGACAGGACUCACAUCAGCAGCCUGGCUCUGUUGGGUGCUGGGUCCCCAGCAAUGGGCGUCUGGAAGAAUUCAUGUUGAGGGAGGCUCAGCCCAAUGCUGUGAACAAAGGUGGAUUUUAGCAAGGCUCCGUGGUUGAACCUGCUGAGAAAUAUUCUUCCUGUAAUGCCCUCAGAUUGGUCACACCACCGUCUUCCUUCAUUUCCAAAAGUCCCAGUCUUAAUUGCAAUAAUAAAAAGCACCAUAAAGUUGGUGGUCCAUGUAUAUGGUCAGUGCUGUUAAUGAAGAUUUUUAAUGAACACUCUUUGUAUCUUUCUUUUUGUGUGUGUGUGUAUGUGUCUCAUAAUGAGCAAUAAUUUUAAAACACUGGAUUUGAUCAUUUAAAAACAAGUGGAAGUUCAUCACUGGUUAACACAUUUGCUGCUAAUGGACCAGUUGAAAAUGCUGGUUACAAAGAACCUCCCAAAAGAGCAAACUAGAGCUUUUAUUUGUUUAUACCUACAGAGUUUGAUAUAUAUAUAUAUUUAUGAAAUGUUUCUGUUUGUCUGUCUUCCUGGGAAAUAUUUUUUGUCAGCUCUGGGCAUCAAUGAUACCUGAAUUUAAUAAACAAAACCUACUACAAAA